Molecule: messenger RNA, 14945 nt
Organism: Pseudophryne corroboree (corroboree frog)
Lineage: Eukaryota; Metazoa; Chordata; Amphibia; Anura; Myobatrachidae
Gene: ASB2
Product: ankyrin repeat and SOCS box containing 2
Exons: 10
Coding region: 2092-4128 (678 amino acids)
Biological process (GO): intracellular signal transduction
Molecular function (GO): protein binding
Source: RefSeq, a predicted model, not a curated record
GACCCUUACUACAUGUAAUCCCAUACACACAGCAAGCCGAACCCUUACUACAUGUGAUCCCAUACACACAGCAAGACGAACCCUUACUACAUGUAAUCCCAUAUAUACAGCAAGCCGACCCCUUACUACAUGUGAUCCCAUACACACAGCCAGCCCCUUACUACAUGUAAUCCCAUAUACACAGCAAGCCGGCCCCUUACUACAUGUCAGAUCCCAUACACACAGCAAGCAAAACCCUUACUACAUGUGAUCCCAUACACACAGCAAGCCGGCCCCUUACUACAUGUAAUCCCAUACACACAGCAAACCGGACCCUUACUACAUGUAAUCCCAUACACACAGCAAACCGGACCCUUACUACAUGUGAUCCCAUACACACAGCAAACCGGACCCUUACUACAUGUAAUCCCAUACACACAGCAAGCCGAACCCUUACUACAUGUGAUCCCAUACACACAGCAAGACGAACCCUUACUACAUGUAAUCCCAUAUAUACAGCAAGCCGACCCCUUACUACAUGUGAUCCCAUACACACAGCCAGCCCCUUACUACAUGUAAUCCCAUAUACACAGCAAGCCGGCCCCUUACUACAUGUCAGAUCCCAUACACACAGCAAGCAAAACCCUUACUACAUGUGAUCCCAUACACACAGCAAGCCGGCCCCUUACUACAUGUAAUCCCAUACACACAGCAAGCCGGCCCCUUACUACAUGUAAUCCCAAACACAGCAAGCCGGCCCCUUACUACAUGUGAUCCCAUACACACAGCCAGCCCCUUACUACAUGUAAUCCCAUAUACACAGCAAGCCGGCCCCUUACUACAUGUCAGAUCCCAUACACACAGCAAGCAAAACCCUUACUACAUGUGAUCCCAUACACACAGCAAGCCGGCCCCUUACUACAUGUAAUCCCAUACACACAGCAAGCCGGACCCUUACUACAUGUAAUCCCAAACACAGCAAGCCGGCCCCUUACUACAUGUGAUCCCAUACACACAGCCAGCCCCUUACUACAUGUAAUCCCAUAUACACAGCAAGCCGGCCCCUUACUACAUGUGAUCCCAUACACACAGCAAGCAAUACCCUUACUACAUGUGAUACCAUACACACAGCAAGCCGGCCCCUUACUACAUGUGAUCCCAUACACACAGUAAGUCAAACCUUUCCUACAUGUGAUACCAUACACACAGCAAGCCGAACACUUACUACAUGUGAUCCCAUACACACAGCCGGCCCCUUACUACAUGUAAUCCCAUACACACGGCAAGCCGAACCCUUACUACAUGUUCAUUGCAUACACACAGCAAGCCGAACCCUUACUACAUGUAAUCCCAUACACACAGCAAGCCGAACCCUUACUACAUGUGAUCCCAUACACACAGCCAGCCCCUUACUACAUGUAAUCCCAUAUACACAGCAAGCCGGCCCCUUACUACAUGUGAUCCCAUACACACAGCAAGCAGAACCCUUACUACAUGUGAUCCCAUACACACAGCAAGCCGGCCCCUUACUACAUGUAAUCCCAAACACAGCAAGCUGAACCCUUACUACAUGUGAUCCCAUACACACAGCAAGCCGGCCCCUUACUACAUGUAAUCCCAAACACAGCAAGCUGAACCCUUACUACAUGUGAUCCCAUACACACAGUAAGUCAAACCCUUCCUACAUGUGAUACCAUACACACAGCAAGCCGAACCCUUACUACAUGUGAUCCCAUACACACAGCCGGCCCCUUACUACAUGUAAUCCCAUACACACGGCAGGCCGAACCCUUACUACAUGUUCAUCCCAUACACACAGCAAGCCGAACCCUUACUACAUGUGGGGGGUCAUUCCAAGUUGUUCGCUUGCUAGCAGAUUUUAGCAGCAUUGCACACGCUAUGCCUCCGCCCUCUGGGAGUGUAUUUUAGCUUAGCAGAAUUGUGAACGAAAGAUUAGCAGAAUUGCGAAUAGAAAAUUCUUGGCAGUUUCUGAGUAGCUCGAGACUUACUCCUACACUGCGAUCAGCUCAGCCCGUUUCGUUCCUGGUUUGACGUCACAAACACGCCCUGCGUUCGGCCAGCCACUCCACCGUUUCUCCAGACUGCUGCAUUAUGUCUGACGUAAAGAUGGGGACGUGGAACGUGGGAGGAUUCAAUUCGCCAGCGAAGAGAAGAAAGUACAAAGAGGUAAACAUGGCGACGCAGGUUUCCAGCUCACAAGCGCCUCAGUGCACUCUGGGCUCGGAGGAGUACAGUCUGUACAGCAGCAUGAGUGAGGAAGAACUGAUACAGAUGGCCAUUGAGCAAAGUCUCACUGAGAAUAGCACCAGCCAACCAACUGCCCACAGCCAUCAGAAGCUAGCCCCCAACGUCAAUGCAGAAUCAACAGCUGCUGCCAACUGGACACAGAGACCCUCUCACCGACCACCUCGCCCCAGCAACAGGUCAUCCCAGGCCGGCGCUGCGCAGCCCCCCAACUCUGGCUCCAACAGAGGGAUCGUCAAGAAGAGAUACGAUGGGAGCUACUUCGCUACCACACCGACUACGGAAAUAAACCCUAUUGAGGAGAUGAUCAAGAACAAAGAAGAGGAGGCCCUGAAUAAUCUAAUAAAAUCCAGGAAGAGUCUUUGUGAGCCCAACAAAGAUGGGUGGCUGCCCCUGCACGAAGCGGCCUAUUAUGGCUCCCUGGGGUGUCUGAAGGUUUUACUUAAAGCGUAUCCUACAACCAUCGAUCAGCGAACGCUGCAGGAGGAGACUGCGCUGUACCUCGCUGUUGUAUUUGGAAACUUGGAUUGUCUGGAGUUUCUGCUGCAGUCUGGGGCCGAGACGGAUAUUGUGAACAACUCCAGGGAAACCCCACUAUAUAAAGCUUGUGAGCGGAGGAACACCGAGGCAGUCCGGUUGCUGGUGGAGUACAGAGCUGAUGUCAACCACAGGUGUAAUCAAGGCUGGACGGCGCUACACGAGGCAGUGGCGAGAAAUGACCUGGACAUCAUCGAUAUCUUGGUGAAGGGAGGGGCAAAGAUCGAAGCUAAGAACUGUUACGGCAUCACCCCAUUAUUUGUGGCAGCACAGAGCGGACAACUGGAUGCUUUGCGAUACAUAGUGAAAUGCGGAGCUGACAUAAACACCCAGGCGAACGACAAUGCCAGCGCACUGUUUGAAGCCUGCAAAAAUGGACACAACCACAUUGUAGAGUUUCUCCUGUCACAGGGAGCUGAUGCCAACAAACACAACAAGGACGGGUUCCUGCCCAUCCACAUUGCCUCCAAGAAGCGGGACAACGACCAGAUUGUGUCAAUGCUCAUACCGGUGACAAGUCGCACGCGAGUCAAACGGAGUGGCAUCAGCCCCCUCCACAUAGCCGCCGAGCGCAACAAUGACGACAUCUUGGAAGAACUGAUCAAUGCCGGCUACGACGUCAACUUCACUCUAUCCUUUGACCGAGCCAGACUGUAUGAGGACAGGCGCAGUACCGCGCUCUACUUUGCUGUCAUGAAUAACAAUUUUAACACAACACAGAUGCUCCUGGAAGCUGGAUCUAAUCCCAACAUAGAUAUUAUCAAUCCGCUAUUGAUCUCCAUACGACAGGGCUGUCUAACCACUAUGAAGAUGCUCCUAGACCAUGGGGCCAAUAUUAACGCCUAUAUCUCCACCCACCCCACCUCCUUCCCAGCCACCAUCAUGUUCUCCAUGAAGUAUCUGAGCUUGUUGAAAUACGUCAUGGAUCUUGGCUGUGAUGCAGACUCCUGUUUUACAUGUCAGUAUGGAAACGGAACUCAUCCUCCCAUUGAGCUUAACCGGAAUCAGGAUCAUAUACCCCAAGAGCGUAAACAGCCCAAAAUUGUGCAGUUCUGUGAGAUGGUUUCUACACCUGAAUUUAGUCGCUGGGCUGGACCCAUUAUAGAUGUCCUGCUGGAUUAUGUGGGAAAUGUGAAGCUUUGCUCACGCUUACAAGAACAUUUAGACAGCUAUGCCGACUGGGAGUGCAUUAAAGUAAAAUCAGAACCUCCCCGGCCCCUGACUCACUUGUGUCGCCUGAAAGUGCGGAACUUGAUAGGAAGCAAUCGCAUCACACUGCUGGACACCCUGCCUCUUCCAUGCAGACUGAUCCGCUACCUCAGCUACGAUACCUCUGAUGUGUGCUAGCCGAGGUACCUGGGAGUGUGCCAGGGGAAUGUAAACAGGUGAUGGAUUAUUAAUGGAAUUUUAUGGUGCCAGCGGAAGUUCUGCACCUACUGGCCAGUGUUGGUCGUGCAAGAUGUGGCACAGGUGUGUUCCUAUUGGGAUGUAGUCAUGUGACCCAGGUGUGUUCCUAUUGGGAUGUAGUCAUGUGACCCAGGUGUGUUCCUAUUACGGUACUCCAAGGACAACUUGAGCCAUAGAAGGGUAAGGUUACUGUGCACCUAUCAGAAUGGCGAAGAGGUACUUUUUCCGAAGAGAACUCUAUACACAUUGGCAGCAAUCAUUUUGUGAGCCCACUGUACACUAAAGGUUACGCACAUCGACUAUUUUAUAGACUAUUCCGUCACUUAUUGUCACUUUAUAUUUAAUAGUUUUGCAUGAAUAUUGGAUUGUUAAGCAUGUCAUUAUUUUUGGAAUGAUCAUCAGCUGAUUUGCGCCGCGUCUGACGCUAUGGACAACAGUUUUGUUCAAACCUGAUUCCAGUUCUUUUAUUGUCUGCUCUGACCCAUGUAAAUUACAUGUAUCUACGACGACCUGAUUAAUUAUAAAUAACUAUGGUGAGCAGUUAUAAUUUGGUUUGUCGGUCCGCCCGAUACCUCAGGCUUUAGAACUUUUGCUGAAUAAGUAGACUUCAGUAUCAGAAGCAAAACCAGAAUCAAUGAAAAUGAAUUGGAUCUGAUUUAGAGCCCAUUUCCAGCGUGAGCAAUGAUGUAUUUCCAUAAUGCGCAUUUGUGUACCAAAUUGUCGAUAUUUCGGUAUGUUAGACUGGCGUCCCCUUGAGUUUGAAAAGAAGUGUCAGGGACGGUGAGUACAGUGAGGGCAUGGAGGCGCAAAUCUCAAAGACGUGUCUGAUAUAGGGGAAGAUUAUCAAACCUUGGAGAGAGAUAAAGUGGUGAGAGAAAGCACAAACCAAUCAACUCCUAACCGUCAAGUUACAUGCUGUGUUUGGAAAAUUACAGAAGCUGAUUGGUUUGUACUUGAUCUCUCUCCACUCUCUCCAAAGUUUGCUACAUCUCCCCCUUUGGCUGUAAGAUGCUGCUUUUAGGAUGAGUAUCUUUGCACGUCCUAUAGCAUGGUGUUAUUGUCCUCGUUGACGAUGAGAACAUAUUUAUUCUAUAUAGGCUAGAACUCUAAAUAUAAUUUGCCAUCUUGCAGCCACAGUUUUAUGCCGCUGUUUGCUGUGUUUUUGUGAAGCUGCCCCUAUACAGUAAGAAUAACCAUGUUAUUUACCUGACACUCUCAGGACAGAAAUGCCAUUUAUCAUUAUGUAUCAUUUGCUCUGUAUGAUUAAUGCAGCUCUGUCUGUAGAAAGUGAUGUGAAACCCCAUUUGUACACUCAUGGCAUGACGCAGGGCACAGUUAUACCUACUGAGUCCCCAUAGCAAACUUUUCACACCCUCAGUGUUGGACUGGGGCAUGAAAAGCCCACCAGGGUAUUGUAGCGGAAGGGUCCCAUGUUUAGGGGUGUGUCCAGUUUCCAGAGGGGGUGUGGCCAGCCACCAGAGAGGCGUGGCUAACCAUUAGCACAGGCAUUGCCGAGUCCCUGCCUGGUGAAGUAUAAUACAGAUGUACAGACUGGCCGUGGCACAUGCGUAUGACAGCAGCCAGUGGAUGACAGCGGUAGGCUGACAGCUACAGCAAGAUGGAUGUCACCAAGGAGGGGGAUCUCAUAAGUAAUGUUAAAUACCAAUGGUAUGUUCACUAGUAUCACGGCGAUAAUAAAAUGUGCCGCUGGUAUUAAGGUUCAUUGGGGCAGAUGUAUUAACCUGGAGAAGGCAUAAGGAAGUGAUAAACCAGUGAUGAGUGCAAGGUGAUAAAGGCACCAGCCAAUCAGCUCCUAACUGUUAAUUUACAUAUUGGAGCUGAUUGGCUGGUGUGUGUAUCACAUCCAGGUUAAUACAUCUGCCCCAUUGUUACAUGGGGCCCUUAGAUGCUUGAAGGCUGGUGACGGCUGUGUGUUCAGUCUUCAGAAAUACUGACAGUAGUUGUCAUCCUAAAAUGAAUAAUAUACAAGUAAUGUCGGUGUUUCUAAUGACACUCAGAUGCCUCUUGUCUGUCAAUAUCCUGACAUUUUUUGAAAAUAUCUACAAUGUUUUCCAUAAAACAACCUGAGCUUUUUUUCAAGUGUAGACAAUUGCGAGUUGUGACUGACAGCGCCAAAGGAAGGAGGGGGUAUGGGAGAUCCUGUGGUGUUUGGGUAAUCAGCGCCCUCUAGUGGUGGCCAAAAUAUAUGCAUCAAAAUUCCCAAAACAACCAAACUACAAACUAAAGAUUCUGCAGACCCACAAUGGGGCUGGUACUGAGUUGUACGCAUCUCUUUGCACGGACGCAGAUGGCGAGGUUUUACAUACAGCUUAUGCACAGAAUUUAUACAUUUUUACGUAUCUCCAUCCCAGUCAUAUGGAACUCGGUCACAUCUAUGUUUCCAUGAAAUCUGGCAUUUGGGGACAGCAACAAUACGCGUGAACAGAAACAGCCGGACUUGUGGUAAUGUCAUAGGAGCGUCGUGGGUGUGUUUCUAAAGCUCUGUUCCCGCAGACAGGUAAGGGAAGCCUGUAUCUGGCAGAUCCCUUACACACAGCAGGGGCUGCUGGUGUAAUUGUUGAUAGUAUGCUAAACGUUUCAGUUGCGGCGGUUGACGUACAAUCACUGGAAGGCACAGCUAUAUGUAUGCAGACACAGGUAUAGGCACAGGUCUAUGUAUGCAGACACAGGUAUAGGCACAGGUAUAUGUAUGCAGGCACAGGUAUAGGCACAGCUAUAUGUAUGCAGACACAGGUAUAGGCACAGCUAUAUGUAUGCAGACACAGGUAUAGGCACAGGUAUAUGUAUGCAGACACAGGUAUAGGCACAGGUAUAUGUAUGCAGACACAGGUAUAGGCACAGGUAUAUGUAUGCAGACACAGGUAUAGGCACAGGUAUAUGUAUGCAGACACAGGUAUAGGCACAGCUAUAUGUAUGCAGACACAGGUAUAGGCACAGGUAUAUGUAUGCAGACACAGGUAUAGGCACAGGUAUAUGUAUGCAGACACAGGUAUAGGCACAGGUAUAUGUAUGCAGACACAGGUAUAGGCACAGGUAUAUGUAUGCAGACACAGGUAUAGGCACAGGUAUAUGUAUGCAGACACAGGUAUAGGCACAGCUAUAUAUAUGCAGACACAGGUAUAGGCACAGGUAUAUGUAUGCAGACACAGGUAUAGGCACAGGUAUAUGUAUGCAGACACAGGUAUAGGCACAGGUAUAUGUAUGCAGACACAGGUAUAGGCACAGGUAUAUGUAUGCAGACACAGGUAUAGGCACAGGUAUAUGUAUGCAGACACAGGUAUAGGCACAGGUAUAUGUAUGCAGACACAGGUAUAGGCACAGGUAUAUGUAUGCAGACACAGGUAUAGGCACAGGUAUAUGUAUGCAGACACAGGUAUAGGCACAGCUAUAUGUAUGCAGACACAGGUAUAGGCACAGGUAUAUGUAUGCAGACACAGGUAUAGGCACAGGUAUAUGUAUGCAGACAGAGGUAUAGGCACAGGAAUAUGUAUGCAGACACAGGUAUAGGCACAGGAAUAUGUAUGCAGACACAGGUAUAGGCACAGCUAUAUGUAUGCAGACACAGGUAUAGGCACAGGUAUAUGUAUGCAGACACAGGUAUAGGCACAGGAAUAUGUAUGCAGACACAGGUAUAGGCACAGGUAUAUGUAUGCAGACACAGGUAUAGGCACAGCUAUAUAUAUGCAGACACAGGUAUAGGCACAGGUAUAUGUAUGCAGACACAGGUAUAGGCACAGGUAUAUGUAUGCAGACAGAGGUAUAGGCACAGGAAUAUGUAUGCAGACACAGGUAUAGGCACAGGAAUAUGUAUGCAGACACAGGUAUAGGCACAGCUAUAUGUAUGCAGACACAGGUAUAGGCACAGGUAUAUGUAUGCAGACACAGGUAUAGGCACAGGAAUAUGUAUGCAGACACAGGUAUAGGCACAGCUAUAUGUAUGCAGACACAGGUAUAGGCACAGGUAUAUGUAUGCAGACACAGGUAUAGGCACAGGUAUAUGUAUGCAGACACAGGUAUAGGCACAGGUAUAUGUAUGCAGACACAGGUAUAGGCACAGCUAUAUGUAUGCAGACACAGGUAUAGGCACAGCUAUAUGUAUGCAGACACAGGUAUAGGCACAGCUAUAUGUAUGCAGACACAGGUAUAGGCACAGGUAUAUGUAUGCAGACACAGGUAUAGGCACAGCUAUAUGUAUGCAGACACAGGUAUAGGCACAGCUAUAUGUAUGCAGACACAGGUAUAGGCACAGCUAUAUGUAUGCAGACACAGGUAUAGGCACAGGUAUAGGCACAGGUAUAUGUAUGCAGACACAGGUAUAGGCACAGCUAUAUGUAUGCAGACACAGGUAUAGGCACAGGUAUAUGUAUGCAGACACAGGUAUAGGCACAGGUAUAUGUAUGCAGACACAGGUAUAGGCACAGGUAUAUGUAUGCAGACACAGGUAUAGGCACAGGUAUAUGUAUGCAGACACAGGUAUAGGCACAGGUAUAUGUAUGCAGACACAGGUAUAGGCACAGCUAUAUGUAUGCAGACACAGGUAUAGGCACAGGUAUAUGUAUACAGACACAGGUAUAGGCACAGGUAUAUGUAUGCAGACAGAGGUAUAGGCACAGGUAUAUGUAUGCAGACACAGGUAUAGGCACAGGUAUAUGUAUGCAGACACAGGUAUAGGCACAGGUAUAUGUAUGCAGACACAGGUAUAGGCACAGGUAUAUGUAUGCAGACACAGGUAUAGGCACAGGUAUAUGUAUGCAGACACAGGUAUAUGUAUGCAGACAGAGGUAUAGGCACAGGUAUAUGUAUACAGACACAGGUAUAGGCACAGGUAUAUGUAUGCAGACACAGGUAUAGGCACAGGUAUAUGUAUGCAGACAGAGGUAUAGGCACAGGUAUAUGUAUACAGACACAGGUAUAGGCACAGGUAUAUGUAUGCAGACACAGGUAUAGGCACAGGUAUAUGUAUGCAGACAGAGGUAUAGGCACAGGUAUAUGUAUGCAGACACAGGUAUAGGCACAGGUAUAUGUAUGCAGACACAGGUAUAGGCACAGGUAUAUGUAUGCAGGCACAGGUAUAGGCACAGGUAUAUGUAUGCAGGCACAGGUAUAGGCACAGGUGUAUGUAUGCAGACACAGGUAUAGGCACAGGUAUAUGUAUGCAGACACAGGUAUAGGCACAGCUAUAUGUAUGCAGACACAGGUAUAGGCACAGGUCUAUGUAUGCAGACACAGGUAUAGGCACAGGUAUAUGUAUGCAGACACAGGUAUAGGCACAGCUAUAUGUAUGCAGACAGAGGUAUAGGCACAGGUAUAUGUAUACAGACACAGGUAUAGGCACAGGUAUAUGUAUGCAGACACAGGUAUAGGCACAGGUAUAUGUAUGCAGACACAGGUAUAGGCACAGCUAUAUGUAUGCAGACACAGGUAUAGGCACAGCUAUAUGUAUGCAGACACAGGUAUAGGCACAGGUAUAUGUAUGCGGGACACAGGUAUAGGCACAGCUAUAUGUAUGCAGACACAGGUAUAGGCACAGGUAUAUGUAUGCAGACACAGGUAUAGGCACAGGUAUAUGUAUGCAGACACAGGUAUAGGCACAGGUAUAUGUAUGCGGGACACAGGUAUAGGCACAGGUAUAUGUAUGCAGACACAGGUAUAGGCACAGGUAUAUGUAUGCAGACACAGGUAUAGGCACAGGUAUAUGUAUGCAGGCACAGGUAUAGGCACAGGUAUAUGUAUGCAGGCACAGGUAUAGGCACAGGUGUAUGUAUGCAGACACAGGUAUAGGCACAGGUAUAUGUAUGCAGACACAGGUAUAGGCACAGCUAUAUGUAUGCAGACACAGGUAUAGGCACAGCUAUAUGUAUGCAGACACAGGUAUAGGCACAGGUCUAUGUAUGCAGACACAGGUAUAGGCACAGGUAUAUGUAUGCAGACACAGGUAUAGGCACAGGUAUAUGUAUGCAGACACAGGUAUAGGCACAGCUAUAUGUAUGCAGACAGAGGUAUAGGCACAGGUAUAUGUAUACAGACACAGGUAUAUGUAUGCAGACACAGGUAUAGGCACAGGUAUAUGUAUGCAGACACAGGUAUAGGCACAGCUAUAUGUAUGCAGACACAGGUAUAGGCACAGGUAUAUGUAUGCAGACACAGGUAUAGGCACAGGUAUAUGUAUGCAGACAGAGGUAUAGGCACAGGUAUAUGUAUGCAGACACAGGUAUAGGCACAGGUAUAUGUAUGCAGACACAGGUAUAGGCACAGCUAUAUGUAUGCAGACACAGGUAUAGGCACAGCUAUAUGUAUGCAGACACAGGUAUAGGCACAGGUAUAUGUAUGCGGGACACAGGUAUAGGCACAGGUAUAUGUAUGCAGGCACAGGUAUAUGUAUGCAGACACAGGUAUAGGCACAGCUAUGUAUGCAGACACAGGUAUAGGCACAGCUAUAUGUAUGCAGACACAGGUAUAGGCACAGGUAUAUGUAUGCAGACACAGGUAUAGGCACAGGUAUAUGUAUGCAGACACAGGUAUAGGCACAGGUAUAUGUAUGCAGACACAGGUAUAGGCACAGCUAUAUGUAUGCAGACACAGGUAUAGGCACAGGUAUAUGUAUGCAGACACAGGUAUAGGCACAGCUAUAUGUAUGCAGACACAGGUAUAGGCACAGCUAUAUGUAUGCAGACACAGGUAUAGGCACAGCUAUAUGUAUGCAGACACAGGUAUAGGCACAGCUAUAUGUAUGCAGACACAGGUAUAGGCACAGGUAUAUGUAUGCAGACACAGGUAUAGGCACAGGUAUAUGUAUGCAGACACAGGUAUAGGCACAGGUAUAGGCACAGGUAUAGGCACAGGUAUAUGUAUGCAGACACAGGUAUAGGCACAGGUAUAUGUAUGCAGACACAGGUAUAGGCACAGGUAUAUGUAUGCAGACACAGGUAUAGGCACAGGUAUAUGUAUGCAGACACAGGUAUAGGCACAGCUAUAUGUAUGCAGACACAGGUAUAGGCACAGGUAUGUGUAUGCAGACAGAGGUAUAGGCACAGGUAUAUGUAUGCAGACACAGGUAUAGGCACAGGUAUAUGUAUGCAGACACAGGUAUAGGCACAGGUAUAUGUAUGCAGACACAGGUAUAGGCACAGCUAUAUGUAUGCAGACACAGGUAUAGGCACAGGUAUAUGUAUGCAGACACAGGUAUAGGCACAGGUAUAUGUAUGCAGACACAGGUAUAGGCACAGCUAUAUGUAUGCAGACACAGGUAUAGGCACAGGUAUAUGUAUGCAGACACAGGUAUAGGCACAGCUAUAUGUAUGCAGACAGACAAACCUCCACAUCAGCUCUACGGAUAGCAUAAGGCAGUGAAUCAGACUUCCACAGGUGACUGCGAGAACAGCCACUUUGCUAAGAAUCAGCCCCUAUGUGUACACAAGUGGGAUAUAACUAAGAAAUGCCAUAGACAGAGUUAUUUUAUGUAGAAGUAAUUUCUGUUGGUAGCAAAAAUGAAAAUAUAUAAAUAAAUUAGCAGAUCAGGUCAGCUGAAGACCUAGGUAGUUCCAGCCAUCCAAUAGCAUUUCCUCAGAGGCAGGUACAAGUGCGCCGACUGUUCCGCCAAGCUCAUGUCAAAGUGCACAGGCCUUGGAACCGCCUAGUUCUGCAGUUGAGAGAUGCUGUGUAUAUUGCUUAGGGUGGGAUUGCCAUAUUUAUUCAUUUCACCUUUUACAUUGUUCUCCUGAAAGUGUCUCCUCGGCACAGUUUGUUUCCACCGGGAUGUGUUUAGCAUCCCAGCAGUCGCGAUGCUGGCAGUCAUGGGAUCGAUGCUGGAGUCCCGAAACCGCUCGGAAUAUCGGCGCUGGAACACCUACUGCUGCUAUCCCAAAGGUGAGUAUCGGGGGUCACUGUUAGGGGAUCGGUAUGGUAUCCCGACGUACGGGAUGCCGAAUGUCAUUUUACGGACAUCGGCAUCCCGAAUGGCGGAAUGCCGGCAGGGGGUGAGUGCAACGAAGCCCCUUGCGGGCUAGCGACUAACCAGCCCUCUAGUGCUCUAGGCACUAGAGGGGUGGUUAGUCGUAGGCCCGCCACUCCCGUAGUCUUAGCCCUAGCUGCCACCCCCGUAGUCUUAGCCCUAGCUGCCAUCCCCGUAGUCUUAUCCCUAGCUGCCAUCCCCGUAGUCUUAGCCCUAGCUGCCACCCUCGUAGUCUUAGCCCUAGCCGCCAUCCCCGGAGUCUCAGCCCUAGCUGCCAUCCCCGUAGUCUUAGCCCUAGCCGCCAUCCCCGUAGUCUUAGCCCUAGCCGCCAUCCCCGUAGUCUCAGCCCUAGCUGCCACCACCGGAGUCUUAGCCCUAGCCGCCAUCCCCGGAGUCUCAGCCCUAGCUACCACCCCAGGCUGGUUAGGGUACAGGACAGGUGAGGGAUAAAAUAAUUACCCCGUCCCCUGCUGGCAUUCUCGAUGUCGAGAUGCCGGUGUUGGUCAUGUGACCGCUGGCAUCCUGACAGCCUGGAUCCCAUACCCAACCCGUUUCCACCAACUUAUCUAAUGAAACAGUUCCAUCCUCUUAAAUGACUGCACAUUAGUGGGAAAUUAGGCACGCUUGUGCUUAACCACAGCUACCAAAGAAGACCCCCGGCCCGCCUGACUCCUCCCAAAUUGUGUACCUGACGGAUGCUAUCAUUUUACACUCCAAAUUCAUGCACCUCCCUGUAAAACAAGACUUCUUAUUUAUUUAGCGUGACCAUUUUACGCAGAGCUGUACAGGGAAUAUUUGUCCCACUUGUAACAAUUAAGCUGUUGCGCUGCGGUUUUUCACUUUUGUGGUUUGUUAAUGACCUUUAUAUGUGACAUACACAAAUAUUCAUAAUUGUGUAGUUAGCAAGGGACAGAAAUUCUAUAUUUGCAUUGAUGUUACCUCGUAUGGGUUCUGCCAGCCAGUAAUAAGAAUCAGGACUGUACACUGUGGCCAAGAAAACUGUAAAACAUAUAAAGUAUGGGAACUACUGAGCUUUAAAGUAUAAAAAGUUUGUUACUAUUGUUAGCACAUAGAUAUCACCCACUGGUUAUGUAUUAUACAACAAAACAGAAUUAUUCUAUUCAUCUAAGAUGUAGUUUUAUGCACAGAAAUCUAUUUUAUGUUCUGUGUACAUAAUUUAUUAUGUGUUUGCUGUCUGUGUGGUAUGUAGUGUUAGAUGAGGUGUUCUAGGCUUAUUCAUAGUGUGACAUGAAAUCAUUAUACAGUAUAAUGUAUAUUUAGUAGAGGAUUCCCAAAGUAUUUAUGUUAGUUUAUAUGGAUUGUUUACUAGUGUGGAUCUUCUUUUUACAUUGGUACAGUACAGUACAACACCAGUGGAUACACUCUGUCCGAGGGGAUGUGGUCAAUUUACCUACAAUCAAAAUCCCGGCGGUCAAAAUCCCGACAAGGUCAAAAUCCUGACAUUUAAAAUAUCAACAAGGUCAAAAUACAGACAUUUAAAAUGUCGACAGGUCAAAAAGUCGACGUGAUUUUUACAUGAUUUUUUCAUUGAAACCGACUUGUUCAUACUUUACCUUCCCAGUGGACCUGGAGGGUGAAUAUAAUAGUGUGCCCGAAGCAUGGUGAGCGCUGCGGUACACCUAUACGGUGUCCGUGUCGACCUAUGUCGACAUACAAAAAACCCCAAAAAACUUGUGUUUACUUUAUGACUUGUCGUCAUUUUAAAUGUCGGUAUUUUAACCUUGACGGUAUUUUGACCGUCGGUCAAUUGUUGUCGGGAUUUUGAACGUCAGAAUUUUGAGAGAGAUAAAGCACCAACCAAUCAGCUCUUAGCUGUCAUGUUACAUGCUAUGUUUGAAAAAUGACAGAAUCUGAUUGGUUGGCACAUAUUUAAUGAGUGACGGAAUGAUCUUGUUUCGUCCUUUGUUAGCAUACUGCAAGACGCUAGCGAUAUUGGGCCUAAUUCACAGUCGAUCAUAGCCGUUCAAAAUUUUGCACGGCUACGAUCAUUUACUCUGACAUGCGGGGGGACGCCCAGCACGGGGCUAAUCCGCCCGCAUGUCAGGCCCUACCCCCCCUGCACAAGUACAAAAUUGCAUGGCGGCAAUGCUUUUGUACUUUACGAGUAGCUCCCUACUUGUGCAGCUCCUGUGCGCUGGCAGGGAGCUACCCGUCACUGUCCGGGUCGCAGCGGCUGCGUGUGACUUCACACAGCUGCCGCGGCCCACCCCACGCACAGUCCGGGUACGCCUGCGUUGCCCGGACCGCGUCCCUUAAAUGGCGGCCAAAUGCCGCCGGCCCGCCCCCUCCCGCCCAACGACCACCUCUGCCUGUCAAUCAGGCAGAGACGAUUGCGGCGCUGAGAUGGCCAUUUUGUGUAAUAAAACAAUAUAAAUAUGAGUUGAUAAGCCGUAUUUUCAGGACAAUAGCUGACUCCACUGUAGGUAUCAACAGUUACAUUAUUCCUUUUCAUUGCAAGUUGCGUUGCUUGGUCAGGUAGACUAGCGAUCAAUGUAUAUUUAGAAAAUAAGACGUUUGUGGUUUUAUUCUUUGAGGUGUGAAAAACAAACUUACCAAUUGGUGUGUUAUAUAAAGUGAUUUCUAUAACUGGCCGGGAUUGACUGAGUUAAAAUAUUCCAAAUAUGAAAUGUGCAAUUCACUUGUUUUUCCAAGAGCACUUUUUGUGUGUGUUUAUUUAGUGUUCCUUACAAGACUUUUAUAUGCGUUUGUAUUUUGUACUGUUUGUUUACAAUUCUGAUUUUGAAUAAAUGUUUACAAUGUACAA